Motacilla alba alba is the source of this 1966-nucleotide messenger RNA. It is a transcript of the gene PUDP, whose product is annotated as pseudouridine 5'-phosphatase. The coding region runs from base 813 to 1517 and encodes 234 amino acids. The transcript is spliced from 4 exons. NCBI's taxonomy places the organism in Eukaryota, Metazoa, Chordata, Aves, Passeriformes, Motacillidae. The record is from RefSeq and is a predicted model, not a curated record. Gene Ontology annotation, molecular function: phosphatase activity.
AGGGAAAAAACUGAUGAGGUAGGCGCCCUCCUUCACUCCCAACUGCCCAGUAAAAACUGAAUGAUGUGUCCAUGCAGUUAGAUUUUGUUUCAACUUAAGAACAGUCUUGCUUCUUUCAGAACUUCUUGAAUGUUUCAGAAAAAAACAUACAACACCCAAACCAGCUUUCAAUUAACCAUUCUUGCACUCAGCAACCUGUAAGAGACAGAUUUGCUCCUUUCUCACAGAUUUUUUAAUCUCCAUUACUUUACUCAUCCCUUACAGUUUUACACAGAUUUACAUCUUUUUGUUUCAACUAUAGUCUGGUGGUAAUAGUACCCCAGUAAAUCUCUACACAGGCACGCAGAACAGACACUGUCUAACACGUCAGCUUGAGAGCAACCGUUCUGCACUUCCCACCAGCAGCACCAAACAGGAUUUAGGAAUCACAGAAUAGGUCUGUUUGGAAGGGACCACCAUGGGUCGUCUAAGCCUCCCUGCUUAAGCAGGGUCAUCCCAGAGCACACUGCACAGAACUGCAUCCUGAUGGUUCUUGAAUGUUUCCAGAGAGGGAGACUCCACAACUUCUCUGGGCAAGAAGCGCUGUUCUGUAAGAUAGGAGGCCCCAAGAAGAGAAACGGACUUUGCUUAAAAAGCAGAACAAGACUGAACAAAGGUCCGGCAGGCCCGGCCCGGCCCGGCCCGCCCCGGGUGCCGCUAUAAACCGCCGCCCUACCCCGACCUCCCCGUUAGGUUUCCGGCCUGGCCAGUCUUGCACCGCGCGGGCUCCAUCUGCCUCGGCUCCUGCGGCGCUCCGCCAGCUCUGUCUCGCCAUGGCCGCUUCCUCCUCCUCGGCGGCCGCGCUGCGCCCGGUCACUCACCUGAUCUUUGACAUGGACGGGCUGCUGCUGGAUACUGAGAUUCUGUAUUCAAAAGUGUAUGAAGAGAUCUGUGGGCGUUAUGGAAAGACCUAUAACUGGGAUGUGAAAUCCAUGGUUCUAGGUAGACAAGCCCCAGAAGCAGCAGAGAUUAUUCGAGAUGUUCUAGAUCUUCCAAUAACCAAAGAAGAGUUGUUCAAUGAAAGUAAAACGAUGCUGGAGAAGCUAUUUCAUACUGCUGGGUUGAUGCCAGGAGUCAGUAAGCUGAUCCAUCAUUUACACAAACACAAGAUACCCAUAGGUGUUGCCACCAGCUCGAGUGUAGCGGCAUUUGAGAUAAAAACAAGCAGACACAAAGAUUUGUUUAGUCUUUUUCAUCAUAUUGUGUUGGGAGAGGAUCCUGAGUUGAAGCGUGGCAAGCCUCAUCCUGAUCCAUUUUUACUUUGUGCAAAGAGAUUUGAACCUCCUGCACCACCAGAGAAGUGUCUUGUGUUUGAAGAUUCACCACAGGGAGUCAAAGGAGCCCGGGCAGCAGGAAUGCAAGUGGUUAUGAUUCCAGAUGAAAAUUUAGGUCCAGAUUUUAAAAAGGAGGCAACACUGGUGCUGAAGUCCAUGGAAGAUUUCCAACCAGAACUGUUUGGUUUACCAGCAUAUGAUUGAUGCCUAAUGCCUGUGAACAUGUUCUUGGCAGGUGAUAAAUUUAAAGUGAAAUGAAAUUUGAUUUCAAUUUUAUGAUUGUUUUUCAUCUUCUACUUUCUUCCUCAAAGCUAGACCACAAAAAUCCUGUUAACAUUCAGUCUUUUACACAUUACCUUAUAUAAACUGUCUGGAAUGUUUGAUAUGUAUGUAUGAUAUGUCCUUUUGAUAAAUGCAAAAGUAAGGCAGCAUCUUUCUAUUAAGUGAAUCCAGCCUUGUUCUAUUCACAUAGUAAUGUUUUCUGGUAAUAUUAUGGAACUAUAUAGACAAUUUGUUGGUACUGCAUUGGAAGCUUCUUGUUCUGUUUCCACUUGAAUUACUUACUGUUUACAUCUUAAUCAGAAAUCUGUUCUGGAUUGCCUUUUAUACCAUUAAAACGUUUUUGACACCAUUAUUGCUAUCAAUGUGUUUAU